Molecule: messenger RNA, 963 nt
Organism: Cannabis sativa
Lineage: Eukaryota; Viridiplantae; Streptophyta; Magnoliopsida; Rosales; Cannabaceae
Product: protein GLUTAMINE DUMPER 3
Exons: 1
Coding region: 156-680 (174 amino acids)
Biological process (GO): regulation of amino acid export
Source: RefSeq, a predicted model, not a curated record
UUAUUAUUAUUAUUAUUAUUAUUAUUAUUGUCUAUAAAUACUUGUCAAUACUCAUUUCCCAAUCCCCAAACCAAAAAACGCUUUCGUUUCUUCACAAAAAAAAAAAAAAAAAUCCUCUCUCUCUGUUCUUUCUUCUUCUUCUUCUUCCGAUUUCAAUGGCCUACAGAGAACCCUACAACGCCACAGCCAUGUCACCACCUUCAACAUCCCCACGUUCGCCAUGGCAUUCCCCAGUUCCCUACCUCUUCGGAGGCUUAGCAGCCAUGUUGGGUCUCAUAGCUUUCGCUCUCCUCAUUCUCGCUUGCUCAUACUGGAAACUCUCCGGUUACCUCGACGGCGACGAUUCCAACAACAACGAUGACAACAGAGAUCUCGAGGCCGGCGACGGAGCCGAUGAGAAAUCUCGACCGGUGACGGCGCCACCUGUGUUUGAAGAAAAGAUAUUGGUUAUCAUGGCUGGUCAAGUUAAACCAACUUUCUUAGCUACCCCUGUUUCGAGUCGUUCUUCUUCGUUCGGAGAUUCCAGUAGUAAUAACGGUAGCUGUGUUUGUGGUCAGAAGGGUGAUGAUCGGAAAUCGGUGGAAAUGACGGCGGCGCCGGUGCCGGAGAAGAAUGUUCCGGUAACUGAAAGUGGUAGUAGUAGUAGUAGUGACUCUGUUCUUGAACAUCAGACCCAUUAAAGUAAUUUCCUUUUUUAGAAAAACAAAAUUAAAAAUUAAAAAAAAAAAAAGAUUUUGUAAUUUUGAGCUUUUUUUUUUGGGAGUUUGGUGAUGUGAUUUUCUCUCGGGAGCUGUAAAUUAUCAUUUUGAGAAAAUAUAAAAUUAUGAAUUAAUUGAGCAUAAUUUCCAAACAAGAAAAAACCAAAUUGUAUGUAUAGCUUUUUUUCUUUUUCUUUUUCAUAUAUGCUAUAUUAUUAUUUAUAUAUAUAUAUAUAAAAAAAAAGCAUAUAUGGCAUUUCUUAAA